AUGCCCACUCAUGACUACGCGGACCGUCAGCCAGAAUCCGUAGCCAAUGCCGUGACCGCGAUGAAGCUGGACCCCAACACGUCCGCCGCGGGCGACGGGGACGCCGCGCCGCCCAGAGAUGGCGCCAGCGAAACACCCGUGAUCAAGGAUACCGACUCCGACAAAGGAGCCGCUCAAUCGCCUGCGCCAUCGAGCACGCCGAUCACUGGAAAUGGUCCCGGGCUCCCGUCGCGAACCUCCUCCCGCUCCCCCGUUAAGGACGAAGAUGACGGCGACGACGAGAAAAAGAGCGUCGAGAUCAAACAGGAACACGACACAACCAUGGAGGAAGAGAAGGUCGGCGGCGGCAUCACCGUCAAGUUGGAGCCCGGUCAGCCUCCGAAGUUGACUCGCAGUUCCUCGCAGAAGGUGGUUGCGCGCCCGCCGCAAUUGUUCUCCCAUCUCCCGGAUAGCACUGCCGAAGCCCAGGGCCACCUUCGAGCUGAUGGAUACCUGCACGAAUGGGGUAAGCAACUCUCUUUGACUCCUGUUUCUGGUGGUGACCGCCUCCUUGGGGACGCGUGUAUCUCUCGGGUACGCCUGGUGCGCAACACUACCAUGACAACACGGCCAUUUGAACCGUCCAUCGGCAAAAACCUCGCAUGCGGAGAGGACUCGGACUGUAUCAACCGCGCUACGAAGAUCGAAUGCAUGGGUGAUUGCGGAUGUGUAUUCGGCAUGUGUGCCGAGACCGACCUGCGACCGCACCAGUUCAUCUUCGAAUAUGUAGGCGAGGUCAUCAACGAGGGCCAGUUCCGGCGGCGGAUGCGGCAGUAUGAUGAAGAGGGCAUCAAGCAUUUCUACUUCAUGUCGCUCAGCAAGGGCGAGUUCGUCGACGCCACGAAGAAGGGUAAUCUCGGCCGGUUCUGCAACCACUCAUGCAAUCCCAACUGCUACGUCGACAAGUGGGUCGUGGGCGAAAAGCUUCGCAUGGGUAUCUUCGCCGAACGGCGGAUUCAGGCCGGUGAGGAGCUCGUUUUCAAUUACAAUGUCGACCGCUACGGCGCGGACCCGCAGCCGUGCUACUGCGGCGAGCCCAACUGCACGGGGUUCAUCGGUGGGCGGACGCAGACGGAGCGGGCGACGAAGCUGUCAAACGCGACGAUCGAGGCGCUGGGCAUCGAUGACGCUGACAGCUGGGACACCGCGGUGGCCCGACGGCCCCGCAAGAAGAAGAUGGGCGAGGACGACGAAGAAUACGUGGAUAGUGUACAGCCCAAGUCUCUCGACGAGAACGGUGUCACCAAGGUCAUGGCGGCACUGAUGCAGUGCAAGGAGAAGUGGAUCGCAGUGAAGCUUCUGGGACGGAUUCAACGAUGCGAUGAUGAGCGGGUUUGCAACCGUGUGGUGAAGAUGCAUGGUUAUCAGAUCCUCAAUUCGCAGUUGGCGAUGUGGAAGGAGGAUCAUAACGUGGUGCUGCAGAUCCUCGACAUCCUGGACAAGUUCCCCCGUCUCACCCGGAACAAGAUCAUCGAUUCGAAGAUCGAGUCGACGAUCCAGCCGCUGACAAGCUGCGGCGAUGAGCGGGUAGAAAAGCGCGCGGAGACCCUCCUGCAGGUGUGGUCGACGCUCGAGGUGGGAUACCGCAUUCCGCGGAUGAAGCGUGACCCCAAUGCCACGUCGACGCAGGCCGUGAACCAGUUUGAGCGACGCGAAAGCACUCGCGACGAUCGCCAACGGUCCAAGUCGCGGUCGCGGUCGCGGUCCCGGUCGAUCGAGGCGCCUCGCGGUCCGGCCGGUCAUCCGCGAGGCCACGGCCGGGGGAAGAACCAUCCUCAUGGUCGGCGGUCACGUCGUCAGGGCAAGCCAUUGCCGGCCGGGUGGUUUGCCGCCGAAUCCAACGGCAGGACCUACUACUACUCAGCUCGUGGGGACACGACCUGGACACGGCCGACCAAGCCUGCGCCACAGCCUCCUCCGCCCCCGAAGGAGUCGAGAGACAAGGCCCUGCAGGAUAUCAUCGAUGGAAUCAUGAACGCCAAGGAGGAUACCCCCAAAGAAAAAGCCGGUACGCCGGGCACGCCGCAGCUGUCCAAGCCGGCGGCGGAGAAGAAAGAAGGACAGGAAAAAUGGAGGCAGUACAGCGAAGAGAAGCAGAAGAAGCUCUACGAGAACACGCUAUUCCCUCAUGUGAAGUACGUGGUCGACAAAUUUAAGCACAAGCUCCCGAAGGAAGACUUGAAACGCUACGCCAAGGAUGUUGCAAAGAAGCUCGUCAACUCCGACUUCAAGAAUAACCGAGUCCAAGACCCGACAAGGAUCGACGAAAAGCAGCAGAAGAAAGUGAAGAAGUUCUGCAAGGAGUUCUUCGACAAAGCCGUGCAGAAGCACCGAGCGCAUGAGCAACGGCUGGCUGAGCGGCACGCGAAGGAAGGCGACCCCAAGGCUGCGGCGAGCACGCCCCAGGCACCCAGCGAGGAUGACGUGCUGGAUGUCAAGAUGUCAGACGACGAGGGUGAAGCACAGGGCGCUCUGAAGCGCAAAAGGGAUGAAGACGAAGAAGAAGAAGCCGAUCGAGGAGACGAAGCGUCGAAGAGGCCACGGUCGUCGACGCCGCCUCCCCCGCCGCCACCCCCCAUGAGCCCAGGGGAUCUGGAGGAUACGAGACCGAGUCAGAGCGGUGACGACUUCACUCCGACCGACAAGCAGAUGUUCGAGACACCGCCGCCUCCUCCGCCGCCGCCACCGUUGCCGGCCCAGCAAAGCGAGGACGAGAUCAAGGGGGAGGAAGAGUCUCCCGCCAAAGAUUAUCCUACGGACAUGGCCGUCGGCCUCGAGGAGAGAGUAUAA
Molecule: messenger RNA, 2829 nt
Organism: Aspergillus terreus NIH2624
Lineage: Eukaryota; Fungi; Ascomycota; Eurotiomycetes; Eurotiales; Aspergillaceae
Gene: set2
Product: SET and WW domain protein
Exons: 6
Coding region: 1-2829 (942 amino acids)
Biological process (GO): regulation of DNA-templated transcription
Cellular component (GO): nucleus; chromosome; chromatin
Molecular function (GO): protein binding; histone H3K36 methyltransferase activity
Source: RefSeq, a predicted model, not a curated record